Molecule: messenger RNA, 2455 nt
Organism: Pteronotus mesoamericanus
Lineage: Eukaryota; Metazoa; Chordata; Mammalia; Chiroptera; Mormoopidae
Gene: ZCCHC17
Product: zinc finger CCHC-type containing 17
Exons: 9
Coding region: 402-1124 (240 amino acids)
Biological process (GO): RNA stabilization
Molecular function (GO): RNA binding; zinc ion binding
Source: RefSeq, a predicted model, not a curated record
UGUCUUGUGGGUGGAAGCGCGCUGACUGGAUUUUGGCGUUCCGAGCAAUGCUGCGGCGGGGAGACCGGGACCGGACGCCCAGAGAGGCACCUGAUGUUUUGAGUGCCUGAAAUAAGGAGGAAGACUCCUCCGAGGGAAGGAUACCUGAAGAGAUACCUGAAGGAAGAAUUCUAAUUAGGCCGGUGAAGAGAGGCAGACUCUUCCAUAUAAAACAACGUGUGCAGAGGCGCUGUGACAAUGGGAGGACACUGACCAAAAAGCACAGAAGCCAGUGUGACCAGUACGAAGAGAAUGAAGGGGAAAUGAAGGGGAGUACGGUACAAGCUGAAGCUGGAGGCGGGUAGAGGACACUUGAAUUAGCUUUAGCAGAAGCGAUAUGGAGGAGCCAUAGAACAUUAAGGAUGAAUUCAGGAAGACCGGAGACCAUGGAGAACUUGCCUGCUCUCUACACUAUUUUCCAAGGAGAGGUUGCUAUGGUGACAGACUAUGGAGCCUUUAUCAAAAUCCCAGGCUGUCGGAAGCAAGGUCUGGUCCAUCGAACUCACAUGUCAUCCUGUCGUGUGGAUAAGCCUUCUGAGAUAGUAGAUGUUGGAGACAAAGUAUGGGUGAAGCUUAUUGGCCGAGAGAUGAAAAAUGAUAGGAUAAAAGUAUCCCUCUCCAUGAAAGUCGUCAACCAAGGGACUGGGAAAGACCUUGACCCCAACAAUGUUAUCAUUGAGCAAGAAGAGAGGCGGAGGCGGUCCUUCCAGGAUUACACUGGGCAGAAGAUCACCCUCGAGGCUGUCCUGAACACCACAUGCAAGAAGUGUGGCUGUAAAGGCCACUUUGCAAAGGAUUGUUUCAUGCAGCCAGGCGGGACCAAAUACUCUCUGAUACCUGAUGAUGAGGAAGAGAAGGAAGAGCCAAAGUCAGCAGAGUUUGAGAAGCCUGACCCCACAAAGAAUUCUAGAAAAAGAAAGAAAGAAAAGAAGAAAAAGAAACAUAGAGACAGAAAGUCAUCUGACUCUGACAGCUCAGACUCUGAGAGUGAUACAGGCAAGAGGGCAAGGCACACAUCAAAAGACAGCAAGGCAGCCAAGAAGAAGAAAAAGAAGAAGAAACACAAGAAGAAGCACAAGGAGUGAGAGUGCAAAGAGGAGAGGGGGUGGUUGAGAGAAGAAGGAACCAGGAGCCUUGUGCCCUGCAGCCCUGGCUCCUAAAAGACCCAAUAGUGAGAAUGUGGCCUCCCACCCCAUGACUUCUCUCCCAUGGGAGAUGGCUUCCCCUCAAGCAGCAGACAGGUUUGGGAGUUACAUGUCAGAAGCAUCUGCCUGAAUGAGUUGUCUCCUUGUCACUCCUCGUCCAUUUGCAAGUGACCCCUGCAGCUCUCUCAUCCAUUCACCCAACUUCUUUAUUCGGCAGGAGAUUCUAUUAUCCUCUCCAGCUGCCACUGCCAGAGUCUGAUUCCUGUACAGGAGUCCAGGCUAGAGCCACAGUUACUGCUGUGGAGGUGAGUCUGGCUUGUAUUUGGAGAACAGAGAGAUUGGCCCCUCCGCGGUGGUUUGCCCUGGGCUGAUUGGUCGGUGAUCUCUGCUGCACCCAACCAACACAGGGGCAUAUAGGCAACUGGCAGUCUGAAAAAGAAUGUGGUAGGAAGUGGUGCUCGCUUUUUCCAUUUUCCCUAACGUAAUUUGACUAUGCUAGAAGUUACAGCCAGUGGUUGCGGCCAGAAAACCAUUGUCCACAGUGACUGAGCUUGUGUGUGACAGUCUGCCAGGCCACCAAACCAGACGACGCAAGCCAAGAUCAUUGCUUUACUUUGUGUUUACUACUGUACGAGUCAAUUGGUUCCACUUCAGGUUUCUGCUUAAAUUCCUGGCACUAAAUGGAAGUGUGUUUGGUUUUAAACUUACUGAAAGUUCUUAUUGCUACAAUACUUCUUCCCAGACUUAACUUACAGACUUAAAAGUCAGAGUCUACAUGACUUGACAGGAAACCAUUUAAUGUGUUACCUUGGACUGUGGAGAGGCCCAGCUCAGGCGCAGAGCCAGAUGUACUAGCAGGUGCUUAGAUCACUCAUAAGCUCCCUCUUCUGUAGUGCUCAGAUGACCUCUUCUCCCAGAGUUGACUAGAGAACCAGUGAGAAUUUAUAACUGAGUAAUGGCCUGAGGUAUAGGUGGGAGCUCAGCAGUCAUCUAGGCCAGUGGGCAUUUUCUCCCACCACUAUGGCACAAGCCUGGAUCCUUUGUCCUGAGCCUGCAUUCUGGAAUGAGAGAGAAUGCAGCACUGCACAGAGAAGAGCACCUGCCCAGACCCAAGAGCAUUCAAUACAGACAGGCCUGAGGUGAUGGUUCAGUAGCCAGGCCUAGGGAAGCCCUGCCGCUGAUGGAUUAUUCCAGGAUGGACUAGCUCAUUUGGCCAUGGAGAGGAAGUAAAGGCAAGGUAUAGGUACAGCUGUUACAUUAUUGUAUGUGUA